GUAUACUCCCUCUCUCCAAAACACACACUCGACACAACCUCCUGUCUCUCUUUCUCUCUCUCACUUUCUCUCACUACAUUUCUCUCUCUAGUUCGUGAUAACCUAAAGGGGUGAGACUAGGGUUUUCAACCGCUUCGCACUCGGAUAAAUCGGAAAAGGCUUUGAAUCUGGGACGGUGGUGAUGAAUCUGGAACGAGUCUCGUGAGUAUAAAUUAUAUCUUAGAAUGGAUAGCGAUACUGAUAAAAGAAUCAGACAGAGAGAUUCUGGGACAAUUAUUGGGGGAGACCAGGCUCAAGGCAGCAAUGUUAAUGCUUUACUCCACUCAAGUAGUUCAACUGUUAAGAUCAAUUCACUGUCAAUCAAUCUUGGAAUUGUCAAGGGGAAGGAUGAUCCACAAAAGUGUAAUCAUUUCUCCAUACGAGGCUAUGUUGCAAAGAUGCGUGAAAAAGGUGACAACCACCACUUACCAUUUUCUGAUGGUAUUGGAGAAGAACCUCCCCCUAUAGAAGUCCCACGUUUUAGAUAUUGGCUUUGCCAAAUCUGUUUGCAAGAUUAUGGAGGUGGAAGUACUUCUCAAGAGGUUGCAUUAGUUUCUCAGUAUGGUAAAAGCAUGAUGCAACCUUGCACAACUUCUUACUCAUCAUCACCAAAUUGUCAUGGUUUGCCAAUGCUCCCUUUUGGAGAAGGCACUUCAGGUCAUAAACCUGUUGAUGAGAGAAUUAGUGUUGAUGAAAGCAUCAUACAAGAAGAUACUACUCAAUCUUCACCUGAUCACAACCUUCCUGACACUGAAGAACCAAAGAAAAUCGAUUCUAUUGAUGCCAGUAUUACUGAAUAUGCAGCUGUUGUUGAUGAUUCCAAGAAACUUGACUUAGUCAAUGAACCUUUGACUUCUCCACCAGUCCAGUCAACCGAGUCUGACCAACAGAAUCAAGAUCCAACCGGACAUCCACGCCGAAAGGCACGAAAAGUGCGUUUAUUAACAGAAUUGCUUUGUGGAAGUAAUGAAAAACAGCAUCAGAGAAAAGAAAGCACUAAUCUUCCUGAAUUAACUCCAACUCCAUCUUCUCCACUGAAAAAAAGAAAGAUCCCACAAGCUCAGGAGUGGAAACCUGUUGAAGGUCAUGUCGGGAAAAAAGUCAAAGUGGUCAAGGAGAACGUUUCUGGUAAAACCAGUAUAGUCAAUGAAGGUGAAGGUGGGCAGAAAACUGAUAAGUAUCAAUGUACAAAACAUGGAGUUCAAAAAAGUUCCAAACUUGUCAAGGCUACUAGUGAUCCAGUUGCAGCAUGGAGAUCGAUAUUCAGUGAUAUGGGAAGAUCAGAUAAACACGUGUCACUUCCCAAUGAUGCUUCAAGACCGAGUCAAGAUGUCUAUGAGUAUGAAGGCAAACGAAAUGUUGACCAAUUUUCAGAAAAAAGAUGUAAUGCUUCCAAGAAGGUAAUGGAAGAUCCUAUGAGAAAUCAGUUAUUUGGAGAUGAUCAUAUACAAAGGUCAAAUGUUGGUGAUUAUGAUUAUGAUUCUAGAGCGAGGGGUGGUCAGUCUGAAACUGGGUUAGGGCUCGGGUUAUCUCUAAACUAUGAACCACAAUCACGGGUUUCUUGGCUACCACCAUUACCAAAUCGGGUUCCUAUUCAAGAUCAUAGUAGGAAAGAUGGUUUCUUUUUUGGAGAAUCAAGUAUUGGACAUAAAGGAGUCUCAUUGGAUCCUCAAGCAAAAGGAAGAUCGGUUUACAGUGUCAGAGAUGGACAUACACAUACUCCUAGAACACCAUUCUUGCAGGAACAGCAGCCUUUUCAUACACACCUUUCACAUGGGAGCUUUUCUCAGCAUCAGAAUUUAGACUUCUCUGACCCACACAACAAGAGGAACAAUGGAGUAAGAGGGUAUGCAGAUAUAAUGAUGGCUAAUAGCCAUCAAAGACAUGACAUAUUUUCCAAUGGGAGGUCAGAUGAAAGGGAAAUCGUUGAACUCAUGGCCAAAAUUCAGUAUGAAAGAAACCUAAGUGAAUCCAGGAAUUACAAUUCAUCAAAUUUUCAUAAAGUUAGUAGCUUCAACCAAGGGAUGCCUAUACCCCACCACCAAUAUCCCACAUUCAGAAGGCCUUCAAUGGAGAAUUCAGGUCUGGGUCCCACCACCAUGAGAAACCCAAACCCAAAUCCAAACCCAUCUGGAUUCUUCCAUCAAGAACCAAUUCCAGCCUUCCCAAGUUUUGAUACCUUUUCACACCAAUCAAAUGGUAUACGGGUAUCUGAUAACUCUUAUUAUCAUGAAUCUAGAGAGAAUAACAGAAUACCCCACCACCACUCUUCUGUUCCAACCAAUAUGCAGAUAAUGAACAAAGGGAAGAAUGUUAUGAAUCUUGAUCUAAAUGUCAUGGCUCCAAAUGUUCAUGAAGAGCAGAACAACAACAACAACAACACGGGUGGUUCUUUAGACCAUUCGUAUUCUAAUGAAGCCAUACCUGCAAUGCAGUUGCUUAGUCUAAUGGAUGCAGGGAAAAAGUCAUCAUCUUCUUCUUCUUCUCCAUUUAUGGACAAGAAAAAGCUUACACCUAAACCACAAUUUUCUUCUUACAAUGGAAAACAGAAUUCCUUUAUAAUUCCAUGCUCUGGGAUGCUACAAUCUAGUGUGCAAAGGCCCGUUGAAAACUCAAGGAGCUUCAUUACGGGUCGUGGAGCUUCGUUUUCUUCUUUCUUUCAUACCGAUCAAACUCAUGGAGGCCAAGCCCAGUUUGUUCAUAAACCACAGGAGAAGAAACAGAGAGGUGUGAGUAUGGCUUCAGGUUCAGUUAGUGGUCACAACAAGUAUAGACAAGAGGAUUCUUAUGGUUUUCCUCUUCCAUGGCAUGCAAGUGAAGGAGGAUUGGGGACAAGAAAUGUGACAUCAGGAACUGAGAUUUGCACAGUUAAUCAAAACCCGGCUGAUUUUAGUACACCAGGACCAGAAAAUGUGUAUAUGAUUGAUUUUGAAAAUCUUAAAUUCAGAGGGGAUCGUGUUUAUUACCCUAGGGAAGGGACUGUUUGA
This is a messenger RNA of Lactuca saligna, 3026 nucleotides long. The record is from the annotation of a GenBank genome assembly. NCBI's taxonomy places the organism in Eukaryota, Viridiplantae, Streptophyta, Magnoliopsida, Asterales, Asteraceae.